AUGUUGUUCAAAUUGCCAACAGAAUCUUUAUUGGAUUUUUUAAAAUUUCUCGAUUAUUUUAAUUUGUCUGUUUUACAACAAGUAAAUAGCCAAUUUUUCUCUUUUAUUCAACAAUAUAGAGACGAGUUGGCGCUCAAGGAAUUUUCCCAUUUAGAAAUCAUUUCUGAAAAUGAUGUCCGCCUUUCUAAUUAUCGAAGAGCUGUGGAUAUUGUUAAUGAAGUGGAGGAUAGAUAUGGAAGUGAAAUUUAUAAUGUAGAAUUAAAUGAGGAGCAGAGAGAAAAGGUUUUUUAUUUUUUGGGGGCCUUGAUUUAUAUUGGACAGUAGAUAUCGAGAGAUUUUUGAAAAGCCUGGGCCUGUUCCUGGACUCGGGAUUUGAUUUAUUGACCUUAGUAUGAUCCUGGGCCUGUAGUACAGGAAAAACAGAGGCACAGGAAAAUUCUAGGAGGUCAAAAAAUGUCUGGGAUUGGACUCUGGCUACAGGAAAAACCUAGGCCUUGGUCCAGACCCAGCUCGAUCUUCAUUAAACAGCUCUGAGUUUUAACUUUUUAUUGGACUCCUAAAUUAGACAAGAACUGGGACUAUCGGCUCCCUAUUUUUUGAUCACCUCCGGCUACGGGCCUGAUUUUAUAGUGAAUCGACUGUCUAAUCUAAAAUACGUGUGGGACAAAAUGUCACCUUAUUUAAUUUUUACUUUUUUUCAGUUGAUUUGGGCUGCUGAAACACAAAUGCCUCUAUAUUUAUCAGAAGUAUUGCCUGAUAUGUCCCAAGCAAACGAAGUCGACAGUUUUAUAAUUUUUAUCUCAAGGAAAGAUGUCGACAACGUUCAACAGCCCCAACUUUGUUUGGAAUUGCCUUAUUACCCAGAAACUCUCUCAGAUUUUCUUUACACUCGCUUUUGGCUCUUUCAAUUAUCUCAAUGCUAUUUUGAUUCAAUAAACUUUUCUUGUGCUGUUUUUAAUCCAGCAAUUGUCCAGCUGCUUUUUUGUCAUUUUACUGAAGGAGCGGAUCUAUUAGGGCCAGCAAUUUAUUACCAUGCCGGUAAUGUUUGGUUAAAUACUG
This is a messenger RNA of Meloidogyne enterolobii, 1059 nucleotides long. The record is from the annotation of a GenBank genome assembly. Lineage: Eukaryota; Metazoa; Nematoda; Chromadorea; Rhabditida; Meloidogynidae.